Molecule: messenger RNA, 462 nt
Organism: Limulus polyphemus (Atlantic horseshoe crab)
Lineage: Eukaryota; Metazoa; Arthropoda; Merostomata; Xiphosura; Limulidae
Source: the annotation of a RefSeq genome assembly
AUCACAAAAAUCAUCAUCCUAUCCACAAUCUACUCCUCAGUUUUAUUUCUCAUUUCCUAUCACCCUAUCAUAAUAAUUAUAAACCUAAUCCUAACCACAAUUCUUGUUAGCUUAAUAACAACACUCCUAAUAAAAACCUCUUGGUUCUCCUACACUCUAUUUCUCAUUAUACUAGGGGGAAUACUAGUGGUAUUCAUUUACAUUGCAAGAUUAGCCCCAAACGAAUCUUUCAAAAUAUUAACAAAAAUCCCCUUACUAAUCAUCCUCUCAAUACCACUUUUAUUCACCACAAUUUCAUUUAAAACCUCUAUUUAUCCAGAAAUAUAUAAAAUUUCCAUUUCAAAAAUUUUCUCCAAUCUUCCUAUAUUAACAACUCUUUUUUUAGUAACCUUUCUACUAAUUACUCUUAUUGCUGUAGUGAAAAUUACAAAAAUCUCCCAAGGCCCAAUUCGACACAAUUAA